Molecule: messenger RNA, 1341 nt
Organism: Necator americanus (New World hookworm)
Lineage: Eukaryota; Metazoa; Nematoda; Chromadorea; Rhabditida; Ancylostomatidae
Exons: 10
Coding region: 1-1341 (446 amino acids)
Source: RefSeq, a predicted model, not a curated record
AUGCAGUUGGUCGUAGCAGCAUUUCUUCUGCAGCUGCUGCAUUCCACCUCUUCAUUCGACUAUCAUGGGGAUGAAACAGGAUCAUCUCUAGUAGGCAGUGCUUGUUCGACGAAUACUGAUUGCGUACACGGUGCAUACUGCAGAAUGGGAGCAUGUAACUGCAUGAACAGUUACGUCGCUGUUGAAAAAUACUGCUGGAGAAAAAUAUCGCCAGAGGAAUCUGGUUGCAUUUACGAUGAACAGUGUGGCGCAUUAUGGCCAGGAGCUAAUUGCCAGUCCAAUACGUGCAAGUGCCCUCAACCACUACAGGCAGCGGUCACUAGGGAAGGAGUAGUUUGCCACCCAAAAGAUGAAUGCCCUACAAAUGGUAGGAACUCUUUGCUCUACAACCGAAACACCGGUACACCAUCAAUGUGCUUCCUCCUAAACCCAAAUAACCAAUCAUGGGAGUUCAUCGGGUGCGAUGACUUUCCAGAAGUGCACAAUUGUAUAGAUGGUUUGUGCUGUCCAACAAAAGCACUUACCUGCAUUCAGCCAAUUGACAUGGGUCGUCCGACAAUAGAUAACUUCACCACUACACGAUGGCGGAAAUUCGAACAAUUUUCCAACCAAAGGGCACUGCGAACUGUACUGUCUGUUAGGCAGAGUGGAACUCUUCAUGCACAGCUUGCACUUCAAACAAUUUCGAUUGCACAGCGACUGACGACGAAUAUCGCUGUUGUCCUACAGUUGACUUCAUAUGCAGCGAGUUUGGAGGCCUCCAGACAGUUUUGCCUCAGCAGAAGCUGUUUCAUCAAACAAACCAAUAUUCGCCAGGCUCGCAACGACAGGAUCAGCAUCCGGUCACAAGAGACGCGGGUGGAUUCAAGGGAUGGACUCCCUGUUUCUGCUGAGCCAGGACUGACUCAUGACAUCCUUGUAUUCCGCACGUCGGUCCGGCCAAAAGCCUGCAAUCAAGUGACUGGGAAAUGCAAGGGAGGCGGUUUGGAGUAUCCUCCAACUAAUAAGCUCCACAUGUCCGCUCUGAGAGAACGGAAGUUCUCCCAAAAACUCAUGGGACUAGAGGCUUGCAACUUGCCCAUGGGUUUUCAAAAUUUCUAUGCAAAACACAGUAAUAGAAAAGAGUCUCCUGAUUCCGGAGGAAAGCCUGGUACGGUAGCGCCAGGUAGGACAGGGUUGCAGGAGUCAUGUAGGCUACUGAAACGGAAAAGGACUAGGAUGGCGAUCUGUACUUGUAACGCAUGUACGCUUGCAUCGGAAGCGGCCAUCGAAGAUCUGAUGAUGCAAGCCAAGAAGAUCAAGCACGGCGUCAUCGGACUGACCGAGACGGGGUGCGUGUAA